AUGUCUGCAAGAAGAAGAAGAAGAGAUGCUGCUGCAUCACCAGAGCCACAGCGCCCGACCCAGGCCGGGGACAUGUUUCACUGGUCCAUCCUCUUUCCCGUCGCUCAUUGGGAUUUGGCCCCUCGAGAAGACAACGAAUGGAACGACGGUGACAUCGCUAUCAAUCAAAUCCAGAGCUACAAGUGGCUUCAGUCACGCGCGCGAAGCCUCGGUACAAGGGGAUUCCUUCUCAUCCAACAGCUUGCUCCACUCAACCGACUUCUACUUGUCCACGACUUGUACACCGAGGAAUUGGUCAUCAACAAGCGCGUACGCAAGUACCUGCGGCGUUCCGACCUGGCGACCUUGUACCCCGAGCGGAAGGACAUAAGACAACGCUUGCCACGGCGUUUGCAGAUGUACGCCCACCCAAUCCCUGGGGAUAUUCGUUUCGCUCGGAUUAGUGGCGACCACCGCGACCCGCGUGUAGAGGUGCGCCUCCCGAAUGAACCCUAUUUCCAGAAAUUGUACGCCUACGGAUUUCCUCACGACCAGAUGUAUGGGCAUCUGGACCAUGGCAUGGUUGAGAGAGAUGGUAGGGCCACUGAGGAAGUCUACAACGCCUCUCUGUACUACGAAUACCUGAACGGCGGCUCGCUCGAGCAUGCAAUCAUGCGUAUCAACUGGGGAGAAGGUGAACGUGCCCGGUGCGUGGAGGAACCGUUCAUCUGGCACCUCAUUGAGCAGCUCUCCCGAGCCCUGCUCUAUCUGCACUGGGGCGUUGAACGCCAGGGGAACGAACGCAACGAGGACGGAGAAAGGAUACCCCGCAACUGGCAGCCAGUUUGCCACCGAUGGUUGACCAUGGACAACAUCAUGCUGCAUUGGCCGGAGUAUGGGGAGGAAGGGUACGAAGAGAGCAUGGAUGGCCGACUUCCGCGCGUGGUGCUGACCAACUUUGAUAAUGCGGCAAGAAAAGGUGAAGAGCCUCACGACAAUGGUAUCAUUCACUUUGGCCGUCUAACGUUACCCAAGGAUCGCAUUCUAGAGGCUAGAUAUGGCGUGAGCCCCAGGGAUCGAGUCUGGCAAAUGGAAGAGCCGGAUACAUGGCAGGAUAUCUAUGCCAUGGGAAAGCUGUUGCGACGAAUCCUACUCGACAGACGUCGCCCAGGAUUACAUGACAUCCCAAUGAGAGGCCAAAAGAACUGGUUCAAUUCCGAGACUUACGACUUGGCGCCCUUUGCUCAAAGUCGAGGCGGUCCUUACUCUGAUGAGCUCAUCGACGCGAUCCGAUGGUUUGAGAGCACAGGACCAGACGGUGAGGUUACCGAAUGGAAGGGCAACGCUCGAUUUACUGAAGACGAAAAGCCGGGUCGUUUGAACAGUGUGGCUGGCUUGGAGGACCAAUUGCUAGAGGAAGCCGAGUCGCAUGUCGAAACGUUCCGGGAGAAUGAACCUCCCGUUGCUGCAAAUCAGAUCAGCAUCGCAACGGUCCGACCGCCAGAUCUGAGGCACUACCACAUGCCGUUCCGGACCAGACGAAUCCGGGAAAAGGAUGCGGAGAAUGAGAUGCAAGUAAUGAUGGAGUCGCUGAAUGGGCCGGCAUACAAGGUCGUGGUCGAGUACGGUCACGAGCAUGAGAACGCUCGUCUGGCGAAAACGGAUAAGAUGAGGGAAUUGGAGGAGAAGCGUGCAGCAGAGGAGAGGGAGAUAGACCGACGAGCGGAAAAUAUGUUCCGGACAGUCCCGGAUUCUCUGCUGGGGAAGGAAGUGCAAGAGGAAGAGAGAAAAGAUUACAGGGAACGGUUGAGGAAGCGGAAGGAUCGAGAAUUCCGUGAUGAGACGAUGAGAUUGGUUGGUAAGAAGAUCAAGAAGGCUAGGAAACGGCGUGAAAGGAAGGAGAGGCAGCAGGAAGAGGGGGAAGCUGCGGAUGGUGGUGAGUGGGAAGGAUGA
Neurospora tetrasperma FGSC 2508 is the source of this 1932-nucleotide messenger RNA. RefSeq lists its product as uncharacterized. The record is from RefSeq and is a predicted model, not a curated record. NCBI's taxonomy places the organism in Eukaryota, Fungi, Ascomycota, Sordariomycetes, Sordariales, Sordariaceae. Gene Ontology annotation, biological process: protein phosphorylation. The transcript has a single exon. Bases 1 to 1932 code for a protein of 643 amino acids. Gene Ontology annotation, molecular function: ATP binding; protein kinase activity.